This is a messenger RNA of Sesamum indicum (sesame), 561 nucleotides long. NCBI's taxonomy places the organism in Eukaryota, Viridiplantae, Streptophyta, Magnoliopsida, Lamiales, Pedaliaceae. The record is from RefSeq and is a predicted model, not a curated record.
AUGAAAGACUCAGAACGAAGGGAGCGAGAGUACGUCCCUAGGCGGCCUCAAGAGGGCAGGGGAGGAGGAAAUGACAAACCUAAAACAGAGAAACGGAAGGAACCCAAGUAUGUUUCGAAGUACCACAAUUACACUCCUUUAGCCAUGUCUCGAGAGAAGGCCCUGAUGAUGGUAGAGAAUGUCGAUGUGCUGAAGUGGCCAAGACACACGAGAUACACCCCCUCCAAGAAAACUUCUAACAAAUACUGCCGUUUCCACCGGGAGAGGGGACACAAUACAAAAGAAUGCUAUCAGCUGAAGGAUGAGAUCGAAAGGCUUGUUAGGCAGGGGCAUUUCAGAGAUCGCGUGCCCCCAAAUUGUAAAAUCGGUGGGGAAGGAAGGAGGAGCAGAUCGAGAAGCCGUGAUCGCAGGAGGAGCAGAUCGAGAAGCCGUGAUCGCGACAGAAACCCGGGCCCAUCAAAAACCGACAGGGCCCCGAUAGGCGGGAACAACGCUCCCACCAAGGGCGUUAUAUACACGAUUGCGGGAGGACCGACCGCGGGAGAUUUGAGCCGAACAUGA